Olea europaea var. sylvestris is the source of this 2052-nucleotide messenger RNA. RefSeq lists its product as uncharacterized. The transcript is spliced from 3 exons. Bases 1 to 2052 code for a protein of 683 amino acids. NCBI's taxonomy places the organism in Eukaryota, Viridiplantae, Streptophyta, Magnoliopsida, Lamiales, Oleaceae. The record is from RefSeq and is a predicted model, not a curated record.
AUGGCCUUGGUGGCAGCAUUAAUCGAUCCGGAAGAAUAUGAAGGCAAAGUUUUAGAACAUAUUGGAUCCACAUCUCCUCAAGACUGUAUGGCUGCCAUAACAUUCGACGAUGGAUAUUUACAGCUGGGAUCACGUCCACAUAAUAGACCACUGUAUGUCAGCGGUUAUAUUCGAAAGUGCAAGAUAAAUAGCAUGAUGAUCGAUUGUGGAUCUACUGUAAAUAUUAUGCUGGUCAAAACAAUGAAGAAAAUUGGAAUUAAUGUUGGUAAUCUAUCCAGAAGCAAAAUCAUGAUUCAAGGAUUCAAUCAAAAAGGUCAGCGAGCCAUUGGCAUGAUUCGCCUAAAGUUGCAAAUAGAGGAGUUAAUCUCCUCGGCUCUUUUUCAUGUCAUUGAUGCUAAAACAUCAUACGAGUUACUCCUUGGACGUGUUUGGCUACACGAAAUUGGAGUGGUACCUUCGACUUGUCACCAAUGCUUCAAAUACAGCCGAGACGGAGAGGUCAAAUGUGUGGUAGCUGAGUCCAAACCUUUUCUCGAAGAAGAAUCUCAUUUUGCCGAUGCCAAGUUUUACAUGGAAGGUGAAGAAUGUAAUUCUUCAGGGUUGACCAUGUCUGGAUUCAAAAUCAAAGAAGAUACAAACGAUCAUGAUACAUCUAGUGCUGCUCAGUCUCAUCAACUUAUCGAAGAUAAGUCAAAAUUUACAUCCGAAAAAUUCUCUAAAGGCAAAGAACCUCAAGUAGAAUCAAUCGAUGUUGAGAUAUUGAGAAAAGAGUUAACUCUUCCAAUACCUAGCAUCCCAAAAUUGCUUUUGCCCCACCAACUUAUGGCGGGCUCGAAAGAACAUAAAUCUACAUCAGAGGCUUCAACAUCUCUUUCGGACAUAUCAAAACUCUGUAUUUUCGGCUCAUCCAAACAAGAAGGAGCUGCUGAAUCAAAACAAACUUUCAAAGGAUGUUACAAUCCUCAAGUUAAAAAGUUGUUUGAAAAUGCUGGGUUUGGAAAAGGAGAGCCUCGUAAAUUAGGUGAUCUUGAUGCUGUCCUUUCAGGAGGACAUCCCCCUUUUAAUUCUGAUCAAGCCUUGAUGUCCCGACCCAAGUAUGGUUUGGGAUAUGAUCCCAAUCCACCAAGAAAGAUUAAGGUCAAGAAGGUUUCCUCAAACCCCAUCAUGAUUCAAAUUUAUGAAGUUGCAGAAGAGAAAUCAGAACAGCUGAAACCUUUAGUGUUCGAUCGAAUUGAAAAUAAGAAUGCCAGAGUUUCAGUGUUUAAAAGGUUAAAAGGAGAAUCCUCCCCAAUAGUUGAUGUAAAAGACUCCGAGUCCGAAAGUUCGGUCGCAACUGAUAAACCUGAACCAGCCGCACAUACUUUUGAGAAAGGUGGACAAGCUACUGUCGAUGACUUGAAACAAUUGAACCUGGGGACUGAAGAAGACCCGAGACCAGUAUUUGUAAGUGCCCUUCUCAAUCAAAAGGAAGAAUCUGAGUACAUUAGUUUGCGUCACGAAUACAAAGACGUGUUUGCAUGGUCUUACAAAGAAAUGCCGAGGUUAAAUCCUAAAGUUGCAGUGCAUCAUCUUGCGGUAAGACAUGGAGUUCGACCCGUCAAACAACCUCAAAGAAGAUUUCGACCAGAAUUGAUUCCUCAAAUUGAAAUGGAAGUCAACAAACUUAUUGAAGCUGGAUUUAUACGUGAAGAUCUGAAUCAAGCAUGUCCGAAAGAUGAUUUUCCACUUCCAAUAACAGAGCUGAUGGUGGAUGCAACUACCGGAUAUGAAGUCUUAUCUUUCAUGGACGGAUUUUCUGGAUACAAUCAGAUACGGAUGAACCCAAAAGACGAGGAACUCACAUCAUUUCGUACCCCAAAAGGCAUAUAUUGUUACAAAGUUAUGGCUUUUGGAUUAAAAAAUGCAGGGACAACCUACCAGCGGGCAAUGCAAAAGAUUUUCGAUGAUAUUCUACAUAAGAACGUUGAAUGUUAUGUGGAUGAUCUUGUUGUUAAAACAAAAAGACGCGACGAUCAUUUACAAGAUUUACGUGAUGUUUUCAAAAAACUUUGA